AUGCCGUCAACAGUGUCCGAAAGCACCAUCAGCAUCGGCUACCCGGAGUCGGACAUGUCCAAGGACGACAUCAUCGCCGACCUCCGCCGCCAGCUCCAGGAGGCCUCGCUCAGCAGCGCCGCGUCCAGCGCCGGCGAGUCGGUGGGCCGCGGCAGCAGCAGCAGCAGCUCGCGCGGCCGCCGCCGCAGGAGAAACAGGAACCGCGGCGGCGUCGACGGCAACGGCGCCAACGCCGUCAGCACCGCCCUCACCACGCACUUUGCCAGCCAGAGGAAUUUCCGGCCAAACCCCCACCACCACAACCAGCAGCAGCAGCAACAACAGCAGCAGCAAUAUCACGCACCGCCGCCGCACGAGUAUCAGCAGCAACAGGCUGCCCCGAUACAUCCGGGAGGCGCCCCCGCCCAGACGGCCGAGAAGAAGAAGGGGGUCCCGCGUCUGCAGCUGGGGCUCAACCUCAACGUCGACCUCGAGCUCAAGGCACACCUCGAAGGCGAGUUGACAAUCGCUCUACUACCCACGUCUUCCACCGAGCUCAAGCUCGUCCCCUCGCCCUCGCUCCUCCGGGAAGGCGGCUGCGCGCGCGGUGUCACGACCACGGGCGGCCGCGAGGUCUUCUUCAUGCGCGUCGGCCGCCUGCGCCUCGCCCGGCGCUGGCUCGACGGCACGGGCCCCGCCGCCCUCAUCGUCGCCGUCGCCGCCCUCGGCUUUGCGGCCGGCUACGUAACCGCCAGUCAGCGGAUCCUGCCGGAUCACCAUCACUGCCACGCGCCGCCCUCGUUCUCGUUCCCCUCCUCCUCCUCCUGUCUCGGCCUGGCGACGGUGCCACUGUCAACACAGCCGCCGCCUCUGCUGUCCUCGGCUUUUCUUGCUGGGUAG
Messenger RNA from Gaeumannomyces tritici R3-111a-1, 879 nucleotides. RefSeq lists its product as hypothetical. The transcript has 2 exons. The record is from RefSeq and is a predicted model, not a curated record. The coding region runs from base 1 to 879 and encodes 292 amino acids. NCBI's taxonomy places the organism in Eukaryota, Fungi, Ascomycota, Sordariomycetes, Magnaporthales, Magnaporthaceae.